Messenger RNA from Impatiens glandulifera, 1669 nucleotides. RefSeq names its product probable amidase At4g34880. The record is from RefSeq and is a predicted model, not a curated record. The transcript is spliced from 4 exons. The coding region runs from base 371 to 1621 and encodes 416 amino acids. Lineage: Eukaryota; Viridiplantae; Streptophyta; Magnoliopsida; Ericales; Balsaminaceae.
AUGAAUCUGUAACCUUAACUUCACUACUCAUUACUACAUUUCUACUGUUUCUAAUAACCUUAUCCAAUGCCAAUGCUACCAACAACACUUUCACCAUUGAGGAAGCAACCAUUCAAGAUAUACAGCUCGCAUUCUCCGAGAAUAGGCUCACUUCAAAGCAGCUCAUUGACUUCUACCUCCACCGGAUCCAACUACUUAAUCCUCUCCUCCGAGCUGUGGUUGAAGUGAAUCCAGAUUCUAGGCAUCAAGCGGAGGCUGUGAUCGAGAAAGGGAAGAUAAUCAUCGAUGUGACGGAGGUGGUGGUAAAUAUCUGGGAGAUUUGCAUGGGAUUCCUGUGCUAUUGAAGGAAAGCAUAGCCACAAAGGAUAAGAUGAACACGACAGUAGGAUCUUAUGCAUUGUUGGGAUCUCUGGCCCCUCGUGAUGCAGGAGUUGUCGAGAAGCUGAGAAGGGCAGGAGCUAUUAUCAUCGGGAAAUCGAGUGUCAGUGAAUGGUAUAGCUUGCGGUCUUUUAGUAUCCCAGAUGGAUGGUCUGCCAGAGCUGGCCAGGGCUUGAAUCCUUACGUUUAUUCUGCAAAGACAUGUGGAUCGAGCAGUGGAUCAUCCAUAGCAGUAGCAGCAAAUAUGGUGGCAGUAUCACUGGGAACUGAAACAGAUGGUUCAAUCAUCUGCCCUGCUGACUACAACUCAGUUGUAGGUCUCAAGCCCACAGUUGGACUAACCAGCCGAGCUGGUGUUAUCCCCAUUUCACCUCGGAUGGAUACAGUUGGGCCGAUAACCAGGACAGUAUCUGAUGCUGUAUAUGUUCUUGAUGCAAUUGUUGGCUACGAUAAAAGAGACAGGGAAGCAACAAAACGCGGGAACAAGUUCAUACCCGAGGGUGGUUAUAAACAGUUCCUUAACAAAGAUGGACUUCAAGGAAAGAGGUUAGGUAUUGUGAGAAAUCCAUUGUUAUUCAACAACAAUAUUAAUACUACAAUUCCUGCUUUUGAAAAGCAUCUGAAUACACUAAAGCAAAAGGGAGCAAUACUAGUGGAUGAUGACCUUAAAAUAGCCAACAUAGAUAUCAUUUUGAAUCCCUUUGAGAGUGGGGAAUCAGUAGCAAUGCUUGCUGAAUUUAAGUUAUCCAUAAAUGUCUACUUGAAAGAUCUCAUAUCUUCUCCAGUUCGUUCAUUAGCUGAUAUCAUUGCCUUCAACAUCAACAAUGCUGAACUGGAGCAUAUAGGGGAGUAUGGUUAUGGGCAGGAGAUAUUAGAAGCUGCAGAAGUGACAAAUGGGAUAGGUAAGGAAGAGAAGGAGAAAAUAGAGAUGAUGGAAAAACUAUCUAAAGAUGGGUUAGAGAAAUUGAUGAAGAUGAAUGAAUUGGACACAAUUGUGACAAUAGGGUCCAAUGCUUCUCGGGUUUUCGCGAUUGGUGGGUACCCAGGGAUUACAGUUCCGGCUGGGUAUGAUGUGGAUGGGAUGCCGUUUGGUAUAUGUUUUGGUGGGUUGAAAGGAACAGAGGCUAAGCUCAUUGAGAUUGCUUUUGGUUUUGAACAGGCUACAAUGGUUAGGAAGAAACCCACAUUGCCACCCCCUUCUUCUUACACCACUACUACUUGUACAUUUCAUGAUAAAAAAUAAUAAAUAGGAUGAUUGGAUAAUAAAAAAUAUGUUUGAAUAAUCGAGACA